AACCCUGAGUCUCUGGACAGGUCCAUCCAGAACACCCUCUCAGCCCUCUAUCCUCCCUUCGAGGCCACAGCCCCCACCGUCCUGAGCCAGCUCUUCCAGGUCAUAGAGGAACGUUACCAAGGAGACGCCCUCCAGUGUCUGCUGGACUUCCUCAUUCCAGCCAAACACAUCCUUGAGAGUGUUCAGCAGGCUGCCUGUGUGAGUCAACAGCCUCAGAGAUAUACACAUCAACACAGAUGCUAUACAAAAAAGACAUAACAGUUCACCAUACACAUUAUAUACAGGCAUACAGGCUCAAAUAAAUACCACCUAUACCAAACAAAGUUACCUCAAUUACAAAGCUUGCUAAGUAAUGCUAAGUAUAAAGACAAAUUAAAUGGUAAAGAAAUGUUUGUCAUUUUCUCUCGUCAGGCCCAGUACUCUGAUGUGGUGUUCCUCUGUGAGGGCUGGCCUCUGUGUCUACGUGAGAAGGUGGUGAUCCAGCUGGCCUCCAUCAACCCCCUAUUGCUGCGCCCAGGGGACUUCUACCUACAGGUGGCACCCUUCUCUGAACAGUCCGCCCGCAUCGUGGUCCGGAGCCUGCUGUGGGAGGAGGAGGGACAGGGUCGGGAGGUGGAGGAGACACCCAUCCCUGAGACCUCCUACCCUUGCAUCUUCACUGAGGACUGGCUGGGAGAGCUCAACCGUGGCCGCCAUGGCACCCUUCUCAGCCAAUGUAUCCUCUCCACAGACCAGGGCAUGGUGAAGGUGCCAUGGGCACAGGUGGCUCUACCUGAGUUUGUGGAUAAACCCAGAACUAUGGCCUUGUCGUCUCCUGACCCUGCUGCUGCUCAACAGGAGAAAGUGGCAAGGCCAGGGCCCUCAUUGGUGCUGCCUCCCCCUGCCUCUGGGUACUCUGUUGAGACAAGGAUCUCUCCUGCUAAACAUGGCAUUGCGGUGUCGCUGCGUCUGGUGGACAGUAACUGCUCCAGGUUGGUUAAGGUGGAUCAGGAUUGGCCUGUGGCUAAGCCCAUAGGCUGGGUGUCUCCCAACACAUGGGACAGCCGCAGCAACAACAUCUCUGAGGUUGAGGGGGAAUAUAUAGACUUGGUGGAGUUCACUAAGGAGAAAGAAGCGUUGCUUCUCAGUGGGGCUCACAGUCACACACACCCCAGAGCGCCCAUGUUUAGGCCUGUUACCCUCAACAGGCCUGGUGUUCCUCCGGCUCCAGCCCUGCCCCCAGCCUUGGCCCCAGCCCCCCACCAGCCCCUCAGGGAACUGUCACACUGCGGCCGGACCGUCCGGUUCUCCGAGGACCCCCCCUGCACCCCUUGCAUGAGGAGGAGAAUGGGCCAGGUGUCCAAAGCACAGGAACUCAGGUGCUGGUACAGAGAGUCUUACCAUUCAGCACUGCAGAACCCUAUUACCUUUGAGCGUGACAAUGGACUGAAUACACUGGUGGUUCUGCAGGAGGCUAGUCCAUGUGAGGGGAGGCUGGGACCAGAGGGUAAAGAACUAUGUCCUGGUCCCUCCCAGCAGUGCUGCCAUCCAGACCCAGGUCACCAUGACCAGACUCCCCCUAUUAGCACGGUUCCCUGUUGGAAGUCUGGAGAAAGUAACACUAUAUCCAGUGGAGUUUUGCAAGGCCUAUGUGACACUAGGGAGUCUACAGAAAUGACCACCAAAUCCAGUGGAAUUUUACAAAGCCUGAAUGACACUAUAGAGGAUGAUGGGAGAUGUCCCUCCUCACUGUCGACCACUAUUGUGGACAUAUCAGAGAAGUGUGAAGUUGUGAUACAAGGAAGAAAAAGUAGGAGGGACAUUGACUUACCUACAAAGAUGAUUCCCAGCUUACAUGUAGUGAAAUGUAAAAAUGCCACAGCUUUUGGACUGGUUUCCCCAAAGAUUAACAGGCGGAGACUGCCCAACCAAGGUAAGAGGUCUACAGCAUGACAUCUUUUUGUUAUUCUGUAGUAUAUGAAAUAUAUCACAUCCCUCUGUAUCAUCCCUCCUUCCUAAAGAUGUCUCCAAAGCUGGCCAACCCUCCAUACCCUUUACAAACGGACACCAGACCCCUCCACCGGCCCCUCCACUUGAAAUUACCCAGCAGCCCCUGGGUCACUAUGCUGUGCCCAGGUCUAAGGUCCAGUUACCAGCCUCAGCAGAACCCAGCACUCACCACCUCCAGAUGGGAGUAGCAUGUCUUACUGGUAUGGAAACCCCCCUUACAUGGUUUGCCUCAGAGACAGAGGUGUAUGAUAUCUGUCCAGGGAAAGUGUAUCAGAUCCUCAUGUUCCCCUUUCCCAUACUCAGGUGGCAGAGACAGGACAGGUCGGUUGGUGGUUGAGGUGUACGGAGACCAGGAAGGAUGGAGAUCUCCUUUAGUGUCUAGUCUGGAACUCUGCAAACUUCUGCUCUACCUCCACUCUGUAAUCAGGUAUGUAUGAUACCCCCUGGGCUGGUCCCUCUCUUCUGUAGCCUGAACCACUGGAUUGUAUUCUUAAUUCAUUGUUUUCAUCUUCAUAAUUUCUAGGAGAGAACUAAGAGAACUUGGAAUGACACUAGUUAUUGAUGCUCGUAAGAGUUCACCUCCACCACAGUUCAAUAAGGCCUUGUUGGUGGUUCAGGUAAGAAGACUUGACAUCUUCCUCGUCAUUUUGGAAUCAGCACUACACAACAUCACCACAAGAGGGUAGCAGCUAUCUAAAUAAUUAUUCCCUCGCUAUGUCGAGAUCACAACUUAUUUAUCUCAGUUGUUUUGUCGAGAUCACAAGAUAAUCAAAAGUACCACACAUCAUCCAUUAAUUUGUUCAGAUGCACAUGGGGCAUGUCUCCCAGGCUGCGUGCUGCCCCCAAGACCACAGCCAAUCGCAUGCAAGGAACAGCACAGCUAACUUGGCUAGUCUGGUGAGCUAGCUAGUUAUCUAGGUAGUCUUGUUAGCUAGCUAGCUAGCAAGCUAGCGUGUUAUCUAUGCUUGUUGUUAGCUUGCAUAACUGAUAUCUUUAUAAUUAUAAGGAACACUUCAUGUUUUGUGGAUAAUAUUUACAUUUACAGUGGGUGAGUUCCAUUCCUGACAGGCUGAUCAGAUUCAAUAGCAGCCUCAGAAGCUGAUCAAUCAGACUGCAGCCUUGUAGGCUGUUUCAUAUUUAAGGCUCCUUGCAGACAGCCUCCAAGGCAGAAUCCUGAUUUAUCAGCCUUUGAGGCUGCUAUUGAAUCUGAUCAGCCUGUCAGCAAUGGAUACACAUACUCUGUAAAUGUAAAUAUUAUCCAUAAAACAUUAAGUGUCCCUUACAAUUAUACACAUAUCAGUUAUGCAAGCCAACAACCAGCAUAGUUAACAAGCUAGUUAGCUAUCUAGCUAACAAGACUACCUAGCUAACUAGCUAGCUAGCUGGCACUCACUCACUCACAAGACUAGCCAAGUUAGCUGUGUUGUUGCCUGGGAGUGGCAUACAGGCCUACCAGUCAGGCAUCGUUUAGGGCUUAAAUGCUUCAUGAGGGUUUAGCUCCCCCACGAGCUUUUGGCUCAAGGUAAGGGACAUUUAGCUUGCUAACAUUCUAACUUCUAUACUGAUAAUAAGCUCCAAACACAAAUGAAAGCAUGAUGUUAGCAUGAAAUGUACCAUCCCUUAGUGUAGCAAUCAAUAGAAACGUAUGAGCUGAUCCAGCUGCCUCAGCCAUACUGGCAAUCUAUCAUCAAUACAUCCACUCCUAUUUAUAGAAUUUCUUGUGAUCUUGACAAAACAACUUUUGCUGUGUCGUGAUCAUGAGAAAAUUAUUGUGAUCUCGACAAAACAACUUUUGUUAUGUAGUUGUCAGGGUUCAGACAGACGACCAGAGGACCACAAUUGCGUCACACCAGAAAGUUUAUUAAAACUUAAGGGAAAAGGGAAGUAGGGAGUGAAUGAAGGCUCCAGGGGUAACAGGGAUCCCGUCCAAUGAGCUGGGUCUGUGCCCCCCCCAGUGGCAGCGAUGCGUCCUAUGAAGCCGGUGGUGGGUGGUCCAGAAGUCCUGGGGGGGGGAGACACAGACACAACAGGGCGGAAUGAAACAAGGCAGCAGUACAGUUCAAGGGAAAUCCAAAAUACGUAGUAGCAAGGCAGAAGGCUGGUCAGAGUUACCGGGAUUGAAGAGUAGUCAGAAGUCGUUAUGGCAGAAGCAGGUCUGGAUCUCCUGGGGCAGAAGAGUAUCCAAAAAUCAGGCAGGUCCGGGGUCACAAAACCAGGGUGAGCCAGAAGCGCGAGCAAACAGGUUCCGGGUGUGAGCUUUGCAGACGAUCUGACACCGGAGAGCUGAAAGACCGGGCCUUAAAUACUGGGAGAGGUAGUGGGUAAUGCAGCGCAGCUGGCAGAGUAAUUAGAGCAGAGCAGAGCAGGGACAGGUGGAGCUAGUUAGGCUGAGUAGAGAGAGUGGUGAGCAGAGUGGCAGAAAAUUAAGGUGGUAACCCGGUGGAGUGAGAGGCUCAUGACAGAACCCCCCCCCCAAGGGACGGCCCCAGAAGUCCCAAGAGCAACACCACGCCGGGCGGGAGGAGGGGAGCCGGAGGAGGGCUAGAACUCCUCCGAACGGUCCGAGUGAACGUCCUCAUCCUCGGAGGAAGCCGGAGGGCCGUGGUCGGGAGAUGGGACAGGUCCCGAGCCAGGAUCAGGCACAGGACAGGAAGCCGAGCGGGCAGGACGGUUAGGGACCCCUCUGGGGCGGCCCCUACGGAUUGCAGGUUGAUCAGGAUGCCGUUGGUGGAAAGCGGUGAUGAGAGUCCUAUCCACAAUCCGACUAGCUGGCACCCAGGUCCUUUCCUCAGGUCCAUAGCCCUCCCAGUCAAUGAGGUACUGGAGACCCCUACCCCUCCGUCUGGACCGAAGCAGGCGGCGGACGGUGUAAACCAGACCACCAUCGACGAGCCGUGGAGGAGGAGGACAAGGCGCAGCAGGGACCAGCGGACUCUCAUGGAUGGGCUUAAUCUUAGACACAUGGAAAGUGGGGUGCACCCUCAGGGAAUUAGGCAGUUGGAGCCGGACAGCAGUUGGGCUAAUCACUCUUAUGAUAGGGAAUGGGCCAAUGAACCGAGGUGCCAGCUUCUGCGACUCCACCCUGAGUGGCAGGUUCUUCGAUGACAACCACACCCUUUGACCAACAUGGUAGGUGGGAGCAGGAAUUCUCCGACGGUUGGCCCCGGUAGUGUAGCUGGCAACGGAUCUGAGGAGUGUGGCUCGGGCUUGUGACCAGGUGCGGCGACAUCGACGGGCAAAAGCAAGUGCAGAUGGGCAAGUAACCUCCUCUUCCUGGCUGGCAAAUAGAGGAGGCUGGUAUCCAUAAACACAUUGGAAAGGGGACAUACCGAUGGCAGAGCAGGUCAGAGAAUUGUGUGCGUACUCCACCCAUGUCAAUUGCUGCGACCAGGAGUGGGGGUUGCGUGAAGUCAUGCAUCGCAGUGCCUUCUCGAGCUCCUGAUUAGCCCGCUCUGACUGCCCAUUGGAUUGGGGAUGGAAUCCGGAAGUCAGACGGACUGUGGCUCCCAGCAGGUGACAGAACUCCUUCCAAAAAGCGGAGGAGAAUUGUGGACCACGGUCAGAAACUACAUCCUUUGGCAGUCCGUGGAUCCGGAAGACGUGUUCCAGGACCACCUGGGCGGUCUCCUUGGCGGUAGGGAGCUUGGGGAGGGGAAUGAAGUGUGCCAUCUUGCUGAAACGGUCAACUAUGGUGAGAAUGACGGUCAUGCCACUUGAAGGGGGCAGCCCCGUGACAAAGUCAAGGGCGAUGUGAGACCAGGGACGUCUGGGCACAGGCAGGGGCUGCAGCAAUCCGGCUGGGGGCUGGCAGGACGACUUGUGUUGGUUGCAGAUGGGGCAGGCUUGGACGAAUUCCCGUACAUCCUUUCUCAGAGAGGGCCACCAGAACCUCUGGGCGAGCAGGUUGUAAGUGCGGGUGGAGCCAGGGUGACAAGCUAGGCGGGAGUCAUGUCCCCACUGAACGACCUGGGACCUCAGGUCUUCGGGGACAAAAAGGCGGUCAGCUGGGCAAGUGCUGGGACCUGGCUGGUUACGGAGAGCCUCCAGCACCUGUUCCUCAACAGCCCAGGUCAGAGCUGCAACGAUGCAGGGACUUGGCAGAAUCGACACAGGGUCCUUGGAGGGGGUGUCAUCCUUCUGGAAUUGACGGGAGAGGGCGUCUGGCUUGGUGUUGCGUGAUCCAGGCCGGUAUGACAGAGUGAAAUUAAACCUGGUGAAGAACAGGGCCCAGCGGGACUGCCUGGAGUUCAACCGUUUGGCCGUGCGGAUGUACUCCAAGUUCUUAUGAUCGGUCCAAACGAGAAAUGGAAUGGUGGACCCCUCCAGCCAGUGACGCCACUCCUCCAAGGCAAGCUUCACAGCCAGCAGCUCACGGUUCCCUAUGUCGUAAUUGCACUCAGAGGGGGACAACCGACGUGAGAAAAAGGCACAGGGAUGGAGCUUCCUAUCCUCCGCAGCCCACUGAGAAAUCACAGCACCAACUCCCACAUCCGAGGCGUCCACCUCCACAAUGAAUUGCCGGUCCACAUCAGGCAUCUGGAGGAUGGGAGCGGAGGUGAACCUCACCUUGAGGGUACUGAAGGCUUUGUCGGCUGCUGGGGUCCAGGUGAAGGGUUGCUUGGUGCUGGUUAGAGCAGUGAGAGGGGCAGCAACGGUACUGUAGUUCCGGAUAAACUUUCUGUAGAAGUUAGCAAACCCCAGAAACUGUUGCAGCUUCUUUCUGUUCUCCGGAACUGGCCAUGAAGUGACUGCUGAUACUUUGGCAGGAUCCAUUUGGAUACUUCCCUCUGCCACUAUGUACCCCAGGAAGGCCACUGUCUUGACGUGAAACUCACAUUUCUCUGCCUUGGCGUAGAGGGAAUUCUCCAGAAGACGAUGAAGGACUUGCUGGACAUGGCGGGUGUGUUCAGACAGGUUUCUGGAGUAGAUUAAGAUGUCAUCCAGGUAAACGAAGACAAACUUGUUUAACAUGUCCCGCAGUACAUCAUUCACUAGAGCCUGGAACACAGCAGGAGCAUUGGUGAGGCCAAAAGGCAUAACCAGAUACUCGUAGUGGCCUGUUGGUGUAUUGAAUGCGGUUUUCCAUUCAUCUCCCUCCCGGAUCCGCACUAGGUGGUAAGCGUUUCUGAGAUCCAACUUGGUAAAAACAGUGGCUCCCUGGAGCAACUCAAAAGCAGAGGUGAGCAGAGGCAGAGGGUAACGGUUUUUCACUGUGAUGUCGUUGAGUCCCCUGUAGUCGAUGCAGGGGCGAAGAGAUCCGUCCUUCUUCCCCACAAAGAAGAAGCCAGCACCAGCAGGAGAUGAAGAUGAACGGAUUAAUCCUGCGGACAGAGAGCCAUUGAUGUAGUCCUCCAUGGACUUUCUUUCAGGAGCAGACAACGAAUAAAGACGACCCUUUGGAGGGGCUGUUCCAGGGAGGAGGUCGAUGGCACAGUCGUACGGUCGGUGAGGGGGCAGAGAUGUGGCUCUUGCUUUGUUAAACACCUCUCUGAGACCAUGGUAGCAUUCUGGGACAUUGGAGAGGUCAGGAGCGGAGUUAGUAGGUACUGGCCGAGGGGGGUAGUGCGGCAGCAAGCAGGCAGGUACGGUGGCAGUCCUCUCCCCACUCCCUGAUCACCCCGGUCACCCAGUCGAGCUGAGGGUUGUGCCGGCGGAGCCAUGGGUAACCCAGGAUGAGGGGUUGGCCUGGAGAGGGGAGCAGGUGAAACUGGAUAGUUUCUUGAUGGUUUCCGGACAGACCCAUCGAGACCGGGGCCGUGACGUGAGUGACCGAUCCGAGUAAGUGUCCGUCCAGUGCCCGGGCAGGAAUAGGAGGUGUCAAACGGAGGUUCUCCAGUCCCAGUUGGCGUGCCAGCUUGAUGUCCAUUAUGUUGGCUUCGGCGCCAGAAUCCACCAGAGCAGCCAGGGUGUGAGUUGAGUCAGAGAGGCGGAGGUGAACUUGCAGCAGGGGUUUGCGGUCGGAGGACUGGAUGGUCAUUGAACUCAACCGGACUCCCCCUAUGCCCGGUGAGCUUCGGCCCUUUAAAGGGCAGGUUACCACACGAUGUCCAUCACCUCCACAAUAGAGGCAGAGGUUUGAGGUGAAGCGGCGCUGGCGCUCUGCAGGAGUGAGAGAGGCUCGCCCAAUCUCCAUAGGCUCAGACUGAUCAAGCUGACCUGGGUGAGUGGCAGUAGAUGACAGGAGCCCAGUCGGAUCUCUCCGAAUGCCGGUAGUAGGUGGAACUUGGCGCCCCCUCUCACGACGACGGGUCUGUAUCCUUCUGUCGAUCCUGACAGUCAGUGCGAUGGCUUCAUCAAGAGUGGAAGGCAGUUCAUGGGAGACCAACUCGUCCUUGAUAUAGUCAGCCAAACUAUGGAAGAACGCGUCCACCAACGAUGGUGUGUUCCAAGAACUUCGUCUAGCCAGGGUUCGGAAGUCGAUGGAAUGGUCUGCGACUGUACGUCUGCCUUGUCGAAUACUGAACAGUUCACGAGACGCCUCUGCGGUUGGUGAAUCCAGGUCAAACACCUUCAGCAUCUCCUCAGCAAACAGGUCGAAGGUUGCACAUGCGGGGGUUUGACGUUCGAACUCUGCUGUUCCCCAGAGUCGAGCUCGGCCCGUCAGGUGAGUGAUGGCAUACCCAACUUUAGCCCCCUCCGUGGCGAAGGUCCUUGGCUGCAAGGAGAACUGAAGUCGGCAGCUAGUCAGGAAUGGCCGGACCUGGGUUGAGUCGCCGUUGAACCGCUCGGGGUUUCCAAUCUUGGGUUCCGGAGCAGCGGCUGCAAUGACCGGGGCAGGUAACUCGGGGGCAGGGCUGGUGGGCAGACUGGCUGGGGUAAGGUUGGUGAGGAGUUGAAUGAUCAUGGCGAGUUGUUGUUGCUGCUGCUGGAACUGCUGCUCAUGCUCAUCGGUUUCCAUGUCGGGGAAAGUGUGCGCUGAGUCCAUAAUGGUCAGAUCGUACUGUCAGGGUUCAGACAGACGACCAGAGGACCACAAUUGCGUCACACCAGAAAGUUUAUUAAAACUUAAGGGAAAAGGGAAGUAGGGAGUGAAUGAAGGCUCCAGGGGUAACAGGGAUCCCGUCCAAUGAGCUGGGUCUGUGCCCCCCCCAGUGGCAGCGAUGCGUCCUAUGAAGCCGGUGGUGGGUGGUCCAGAAGUCCUGGGGGGGGGGAGACACAGACACAACAGGGCGGAAUGAAACAAGGCAGCAGUACAGUUCAAGGGAAAUCCAAAAUACGUAGUAGCAAGGCAGAAGGCUGGUCAGAGUUACCGGGAUUGAAGAGUAGUCAGGAGUCGUUAUGGCAGAAGCAGGUCUGGAUCUCCUGGGGCAGAAGAGUAUCCAAAAAUCAGGCAGGUCCGGGGUCACAAAACCAGGGUGAGCCAGAAGCGCGAGCAAACAGGUUCCGGGUGUGAGCUUUGCAGACGAUCUGACACCGGAGAGCUGAAAGACCGGGCCUUAAAUACUGGGAGAGGUAGUGGGUAAUGCAGCGCAGCUGGCAGAGUAAUUAGAGCAGAGCAGAGCAGGGACAGGUGGAGCUAGUUAGGCUGAGUAGAGAGAGUGGUGAGCAGAGUGGCAGAAAAUUAAGGUGGUAACCCGGUGGAGUGAGAGGCUCAUGACAGUAGUGAUCAUGAGAUAAAUAAGUUGUGAUCUCGACAUAACGAGGGAAUUAUUUUUGUAUUCAUAUGUCCUCUACUGAACUCAACUAAACUUUUCCCUCUGUUUAUUCUUGUCUUUACUCCCCUGAUUGUGCUCAGUUUUACCUGCAGUUAUAGGCUACUGUAUUUACUCAUACCUAUUUAUUGUUGUGACGUCUCCUAUUUUGAUUAUGUUACAGGAGCAGAUUCCCCAUGCAAUACACAGUGUCUUGAUCCUAGUGGAGAAGGAGAGCUGCCAUCGCCCAGAGAAAUGUCCUAGACUACAGGUCAGAUCUGAAUCAAGGGUUUCCUCUAAUGAUUUCCAUCAGGCUUAUCAUUUCAUAAACACUUGCAUUCAUUCUGGGUGGCUUGCUCUCUGAUGUCACUGACUGUGCCAUUAUCUAUCUAUAAAUAGAUUGCUGUGGUGACCUCACUGAAGGGGUUGCACAAGCUGGUGGAGGGGAGCCAGCUGACCUCAGGCCUAGAGGGCACCCUUCCCUACAACCACAUUGACUGGCUGCAGCUCCAUCAGGUAGGACAGUUAGAGCAGAAAAGCGACUGCAGAUGAGGUUCUGUUUGUUCCUAGCAGAACUCGUCUAGGCGUAAGCGCACACGACUGUGAUCUCGAACUCCCUUGGAGACCUUCCCUUGAAAAAUGAUCAGUUGACCAAUCACGACAAAGGGGCUGAUAGGUUAUACAUUUGACUAAAGUAGACUUCGGCUACCAAACUUCAACUUGCCUUUAGAAAAUAAAUUCUGUGUGUGAACAAAAAAAAGAAAAAAAGAACAAAAAUGGCACAACAUUUUGACUGGAUAGUAUGCAACAGCCUUUUAACAGACACUACAGAACUCUUGUUUGUUGUUCUGCUUUGAUGUCUGAUGAUCAGAACAUUUAUCUUUCAGAAACUUCAUCCCUUUAUGUCAGAUCUCCAGGAGGCCUCAGGUUUGCUACUAACGGCCAUCAGGAAACUAGAGGGAGGCUGUAAGAUUGACACAGUGCAGGUAUUGGAUUUAACCUUGACGACACUGUAUUAUUGAAAACAUGUUGGAAUGGACUAGGGGUUCUUAUUAUCCUCAAUACUUUCUCUCCCUGUGUGGCAGGAUGCACAGAGGUGUAUUCUAGAACAGAGAACUCUGAUGAAGGAUGUUCUGGAGGACAGCCGAUUGGUCGCUUUGCAAAGGGAGGGUGGAGCCAUGCUGGCCAGGCUGAGAAAGGAGAGUGACCUCAGAUACUCUCACUGUGAGAAUUACAGGUAUACUACCGGUCACUGUUUAGUUUGAGUGGGAUAAUUGUGAGUCUUCUUCAAAAUAUGCUUAUCAAUGUAAUAUUCCCUUGACCUCUGACCGCUCUGUGCAGUGAUGCGGUGGAUUCUGUGACCUGCAUGUACAACCAUGUAGAGGAGCAGGCCCAUAUGCUUGUGCAAAGAUCCAACAUGUCCCUGGAGCACCUUGAAUACCUGCUCCAACUCAGAGAAAUGGAGGGCCACUUCACUAAGGUACAUUCUGAGGCUCCUCAUACAGUAUACAUAGUUUAUAUCUAUUAUGUAAAUACAUGGGAUAUUUAGUAACCACCCUCCCUUCUGUAGAUCAGGGAAUGGUUUGAUACAGAAGGGGAACGGCGGUUGUUGGAGGCAGAAUCGGUGGAGGACUCCAGAGAAAGUGUGGAGCAGACUCUCCAUAGUUUCAGUGCAUGCCUCACUGAAGCCAAUGUAAGUCAGUCUAUCUCCACUUACCCAAUGACGCAAAGUGGUGACACUGUUUCAUGCAGAAAUGGAAGUGCCCAUGAAAGUCCAUGUUUCAAUUUAAUCUGAUGUUUACUGUUACUGUCCAUUAGGAGCAGAAGCACAAGGCAAUGGCCCUGGUGACAGAGGCAGAGAAGAUCCAGGGCCCAUUCCCUGAGACUGAGGUGUUCAGGACCAUGGUCUGCACCUUCAAAUCUGGCCUGGCUGACUUCCUCUCCCGGGCAGAGAGGUGCUGUAAUGAGCUGGAGAUUAUGGUCACUGUGUGCAACUUCUGUGAACAGGUUGGUGUCUAUACUGAAUAAUGGAUCGGUUGUUGUUCCACGUUGUUUAGUUAACAUUUUACCUACAACAUGUUAUAAAAUUCAUACUGAUGGUGACAUGUUGUAGGGAUAUAGGGGAAAAUGAUGAAGCUUGAAUUACUGUCAACUCUGUGUCUCUUUCAAGGUUUUUGAAUAGGCUGAGGCUGCGGAUCCGACUUUUCUGGACCUUUCUUCCCGACAGCUACAGGUCCCAUAGCUUCUGCCCACGUGCGGGAUUCUCUACUUUCUCUGCUCUACUCCUAGAGAACCUCCCAUUUCUCACUGUUAAUCGUGAAUGAUAAUUCUAGUUUUACGGCCAUGCAGCAUCUACAUAUCAACCAUUUGAUCUCAAUCAGUUUCAUGGGGAUAUGCAUUUAGAUCUUCUUGAGUUAUAGGCUACAAUUUCGAAGUAGCCUACACUGUUGUUUUGAAUUAUGUUCAGUGAGCGAGGCAUAGCCUACCUGUAUUUAGUUUCAAUCAAAGCACAUAUUUUGCCUGGUGCCGCGCGUUGUUGAGUUUUGGCCACAUGAAAGAAAAAUAUGACCAUUUAAUCUCAAUCAUCCUAAAAUCUCAUAAGAAGUGUUUUUUGUCUUACAGUAGCAACGUUAUGCUAUUAUAUUUGGUUUUGUUAUGUAGAAUACUGUAAUGACCCGGGCUGGGUCAUGAAGGAAAAAGAGACGGACACCAGGUGUGAUGGGCAGAACACAGGUUUAUUCCUAAACUGGGCUAUUGUUCAGGCCACUGCCCACGCCGCUAAAUUCUGAAUGUACACAAAUACACAAUGUAAAGUUAAGUGGCAGACUCAUAGGAGCAGAUCAGGAUCCCGAAUAGAAAGAGAGAGAGAGAUGAGACAGUAGCCCCUAUUUAUGCAUAUAAAACCCAGCGGGAUUACCCGUCAUACCCCCCAACCUGGCAUAUUUAACCCCUGCUAGCACCCAUGAGAACAAUAACACACCCACGAACACAGAACACAAUACCGGGCCGUUACAAUACUAUCAUUAUGUGAUCUUGCAGACAUUGAUUCAGCUUUGAUCAAACUUUAUUAAAAGUAUACUUCGGGAUUUUGCCCCUUAUCUACUUCCGCAGAAUCAGAUGAACUCGUGGAUACCAUUUUUAUGUCUCUGCGUGCAGUUUGAAGGAAGUUCAAACUUCCUAACUAGUGUUAGCGCAAUGACUGGAAGUCUAUGGGUAUCUGCUAGCAUGCAGUCAUUGCGCUAAUGCUAGUUAGCAUUGGCUCACGAAACUACCUCCAACUUCCUUCAUACUGGACACAGAGACAAAUAAAUGGUAUCCACGAGUUCAUCUGACUCUGGGGAAGUAGAUAAAUGGGUUCAUUGCCAAACUCACAAAGGUUCCCUUUAAACAAGCACCAUUCACCAGAGUAGCCUGUGCAUUAAGUAGAGAAUCUCACACAUGCGCAGACGUUUCGGGACUUUUAGCUGUCGGGAAGAAAGGUCCGGAAAAGUCGGCUCUGCAGCCACUCUAUUUUGAAUAAGUAUUUUUCUUUUCUUCCAGGCUACUGAGCUGGCCAAAGACUGCAGACAAUACCUGGACCAGGUUGUCAAGCGCCCAGAGACGGAUGAUGUCUCUACACUCCAGAUGUACCAGGAGAGCUUUGUCCAUUUCUCCCCAGAGCUCUUCCAGGAGGUGAAGGCCCAGGCGUGUGCUUUGAGGGGCUCCAGGGGCAUGCGGGUGUGGAACGUAGCCUGGCUAAAGUGUCAGGAGGUCAGGCAGCAGCUGGAGGAGAGACUGCAGGAUGUGGAGAGGGCCUUGCGGAACACAGGCCCCUGGCAUGAACAACUUAGAGCUGGUGAGGAUGAGGCCUCGGUUCAGACAGUGACUCAUCAUGAUGGAGCUCUGUUACUGCCCAGACCUGGUCCACCACUCUGGUACAAUCCCCCAUCAGGCUCUAUGGUGGGUAGGUAUCAUGGGGCCUUGGAGAGCAGGAACAACUCUGUGACCUGCUGUAAUAUCAACUUCAAGCCUGAGAAUAACAGACCUUGUAAAUGGUCAAAGAUCACCACCAUGCCGGCCUCUCCCCAUAUCAGAUACAUUAGGAGAGCGGAGAGGGAGCCCAGCGGGAGAGAGGCCUGCCGAGGGAGGAGCAGAGAGGCCGCCACCCUUGCCGACUCGCACACUUUGGGCUGUGAGUGGUUCCCGUGGCAACGCGGGGGUCUGGGCCGGUCCAUGAGCGAGGAGUCGUGUGCGACCGCCGCGUCCAGUCAGUCUGAGACUCGCGUCCAUACACCUUCCUGCUCCCACAAGCAACCCUCCUGUCGGAUCCUGCAGGCCGCUCAGAAGUUCCAGAUCUCACGGCAUGGCAGCUUCUGCUCAGAGGAAUCCUGUAGUGUCCAAGAGGGGGCAGAGUGGGCCUCUUCAAGGAAUACUAGCCCAGCAGUGAGGAGGUGUGAGGGAACAACAUCGUUGGCAAGUCCAGAGGAGAAGGCUGGCCAUGUUUUGUGAGUUACUAAUGGAGCAAGACCUUCACCUUAGAUUGACUCAAUGUGUUUUCACUUUUGCUUCAUCUACUCUUUCUGUCUCUAAGCUUGCACUAUAUUGACAAAGGUACAUUUCAAUUAUUGAUUUUCAGUUAUUUCCAGAGGACUGAACAUGAGAGUUUGUGUUUGGCUGUGUUGUUGAUAUAACUUUAUAUGUCUGUAGGAAGCUGCAACGGAUCAUGGUGGAGCUACUGUUAACAGAGAGGGAGUAUGUGCGCUCCCUGGGUUACAUCCUAACUCACUACCUCCCCCUGCUGGAGAGGCCUGAUGUGCCCCAGGACUUGCGGGGCAAACGUGGAGUCAUCUUUGGGAACCUGGAGAAGCUGUAUGACUUCCACUGCCAUUUCUUCCUCAGAGAGCUGGAUGCCUGUCAGACAGAGCCCUUACAAGUGGCUCGCUGCUUCCUGAGACACGUGAGUUUCAGUUUGCCUGCUCAUGUCUCUUAAUUCACAUUUUCUACAUGUUAAGUUUGAGUCCUAUAACUAUGUUGAUUAGCUGAAUUUGCUACUGAAGUUGAAUACAUUUAAUAUUCCUGUUGUGACUGUAAACUCUUCCCCAUAUAUGCAGAGAGACAGUUUAGGCCUCUAUGCACUCUACAGCAAGAACAAGCCUCAAUCAGAUGCCUUAAUCCUUCACCAUCGCCAUGACAUCUUCAAGGUGAGGCACUCCCGUCAAUGCUCAAUGUCAAAGAUCAAUGCUCAAUUCCUAUCAAAGCUCUCUCCAUCCCUACUGCGACCAAUCCUCUGUCUCCUCUCCUCCCAUCCCAGAGGAAGCAGCAGGAGCUGGGGGACCACAUGGACCUGUCCUCCUACCUGCUGAGGCCCAUCCAGAGGAUCAGUAAGUACAGCCUGCUGCUGCAAGACAUGCUGGGGAUGUGUGGGCCUCAGAGAGACAGGGAAGAACUCCAGGCUGCAGCCGACGUGGUCCGCUUCCAGAUGCGUCAUGGCAAUGACCUCCUCACCAUGGACGCCAUCCAGGACUGUGACGUAAGUUUACCGUCCAAAUCAUCUCAAUCUCCAAAUAAUGUAUCACUUAUGAACAGCUGUCCAAAUGGGGCGUAGAUGUGGGAGUAUAAGUGGGAAAUGAUCACCCAUUAUUGUAUGUACAGUAUCAAGCAUUUUCAGGAAUACAUUAUUCUCCACUCCUCCCUCCGCCACCAGGUGAAUCUGAAGGAACAGGGCCAGCUGAUUCGCCAGGAUGAGUUCACCGUGUUCUUCAGAAAGAAGAAAUGCUUCCGUCGUAUUUUCCUCUUCCAGGAUCUCAUCCUCUUCAGCAAGACCAAGAAGACCAAUGUGGGCAAUGAUGUGUACAUCUACAAACAUUCUUUCAAGGUGUGUAUACAGUAUUAUUUAAAAAAAACAGACCCAAUUUACAGAAUGCAUUUUGAGUACUGUAAUUAUUGUUCAACAAAAAUAAUGCUAUCUUACCAGCCUUUAUGUUUGCUAAACAAAGACCAAAUCAUCCAGCCCUUAUGUUGAAAUUGGAAACAGCAAGCAUUCUUUAUUUAGUCUUUCUUUCUUUAGUCUUUCUUUCACUUCUGUUUCUGUCUAGACAUCUGAUAUCGGGAUGACCCAUAACUCUGGAGAGAGUGGUUUCUGUUUUGAGAUCUGGUUCCGGAGGAGGAAGUUCCAGGACACGUACACUCUGAAGGCUGACAGGGCGGAGGUGAAAAGGGCCUGGGCCAGAGACCUGGAGCAGAUCCUCUGGGAACAAGCUGCCAACAGCAGAGGUGAAUCCUAGUUUUGGGGGGGGAACUCAGUCCAGCUUUCAACUUAAUCUUGAAAGUUGUAAUAAUAGAAUGCACAAGGUGCAAUUUCGAACUUGAGUAGUGCAUCAUCACUUUUCCUCUUGUCAUGUCGGUCAUUGCAUACCUUAGAGAGCUAUUUAUAAAUGUCCAGAUCAACUAGCCCAUGUCAGCUAAUGUUCUUUAGCUAGGUUUCUUAGCCCAUACAUUUUCUUGUAAUGUUUGAGUCACUCAAAUAUCAUAUGAAUAAACAUUAGACAUGGCAAAAUGUAUAGAAUUGCAAGAAAAUGUGCUUUCAAACUACACAAUUUGCUCUGCACACCAUGACAAAAUGUGUAGAAUUGCAGGAAAUAAGCUUUAAACCUGCACAUUUUUCUCUCUGCCAACAAGAGGGGUGUGAACAGUUUGUGUCAUGAACAGUGCUUGUGUCCAUAGAAAUAGACAUGGUGCUCACAGGGGGGCGCCACGUUGGGGAUGUUCCCCAAUGCUGGAAGGGGAGCCUGAGCGAAAAAGUUUGGGAACCCCCGUGGAGGUGCAAUUGUGAACAAAUGCCAUAUCAGACGUUAAAUACAUCCAAUUUAUGUUUUGGUUCAGUAUGUUUGAGCAUGAAGACAGGUGUUGUGUUUCGUGUGUUGUAGAGCUGCGGAUACAGGAGAGAGUGUUCAUGGGCAUGGGGAGGAAACCUUUCAUGGACAUACAGCCUAGCGAGGCAGCCAUCUGUGACAGGGCUGUCAAUUGGGACAGGGCAGACGUCGGUGACAGGGCUGUCAAUUGGGACAGGGCAGACGUCGGUGACAGGGUCGUCAACUGUGUUCUGCUAGGAAGAGGUAACAAGUCCACAGCCAAGACCCAAGUCCCAUACCCAUGAACUGACAACACAAAUGUGUAAUGUACUCACUGACUGAAUUGUCUCUUUGCUUUGUCAGCUCCUGUGCCGUCUUUUCCACAAACAGAUCUUGAAUAUCUCCGGCCCAACUCCAUUGGUUCAGGCAGUAGUGCCUCCUGCAGCCACUCAUCUUUUUCCUCUGGACAAGGUUCUUUACCUCCUGUUGGUUACCCUGGUAACCAGACACAAGGUGGGGAAACCGAUCACAUUGUCUAUUCCUCCCCGGAGACUGUGACGGUGACUGAAGAUGACCUCAAUAACCAUCAUAAUCACCAGAAACAAAACCUUAAUCUUCUCAGUGAGUUUUCUUGUUCUUGCAUUAGGGCCCUGUGUUUUGGCUAAUCAUGUCCAUUACCUGGAUUUUAACCUUUGUUUUAAGUAUUUUCCAGAAAUGAGAAUUAGACCAACAAAUUAAAGCAAUUGUCUGAGGAUGGUGCUGGACCACCUGACAUAAAAAGAAAAGGGGACAGUAUGAUGAAAAAGCUUUAAAUAAAGGUUAAAAUCCAGGUCAUGUGACAUGAUUAACCAAAACACAGGGCCCUAUGCAUGGUGCAAGACUACAGACUAACACAAUCAGACAUACAGAACAUGACUCUUGAUAUGUGCAAGCAUGUGACUAAACGUGGGUGAUGCCAUAUCUACUUACCUUUCUGUUGAUUCCAGUGGACAGCACGGAGUCGUCAGGUGAGAGUGGCAGUGUGUUCAGCAGCUUGGAGCGCAGCUGCCUCUCUGCCAUUGGUGGAGAGGUGGAGGACUUGUCAUCUGUCACGUCCCAGAGUUCCCAGUCCUGUGUCACCCAGAGAACAGCAGCACCCAAUCUCAGGAAGAACAGCUCACCUGCCACCAUCAGGAAGAAGCCCUCCAUUGCUCCCAAACCACCAGCGCUGGCUGCUCUUCAGAGCCUCCAAAAGGUGUGGUGAAAUGAUGUGAUCAAGCCAGUAAUUGGACCUAAUAGUAAACCUUCAUAAUAAUUAUACUGAACAUUUUCAAAUUGAUAAUUUUAGUUACAUUUUGAAUAUUUAAUCUCUAUAAAGAUCAAAGAAAACUGACAGCCAAUACCUUCCUCACAGGGCAAAGAAAUGGUUGCUAUAGGAAAAUCAACAGAAGUUUAACCUGUGCAUUCAACGGGUGAGUUGGGACCAAAUACAGUACUUUUUAUUACCAUACAAGGUGCAUACAUGUGCAAUGUAGUUGUUUAACAUAUUAUGGAAUUGAUUUCCUUCUAGAUGGUUCAUCCAGUCAGAUUGAUGGUGCAGCCUACCGAGAACGUCCUGUGGAUCUUUGAGCAGUGA
Coregonus sp. 'balchen' is the source of this 18065-nucleotide messenger RNA. The record is from the annotation of a GenBank genome assembly. NCBI's taxonomy places the organism in Eukaryota, Metazoa, Chordata, Actinopteri, Salmoniformes, Salmonidae.